This is a messenger RNA of Musca domestica (house fly), 510 nucleotides long. RefSeq lists its product as uncharacterized. NCBI's taxonomy places the organism in Eukaryota, Metazoa, Arthropoda, Insecta, Diptera, Muscidae. The record is from RefSeq and is a predicted model, not a curated record. The transcript has a single exon. The coding region runs from base 95 to 502 and encodes 135 amino acids.
CUCAAAAAAAAAAAAACAAAAAAAAAUAAAAAAACAUAAUUCAUUAACGUCUUUGCGUUGUUUGUUCGUCUGCCUGUCUGUCUGUCGAUCGGUCAUGCGUGAUUUGUGUAUAACCAUUGUUGAGGAGCACACGAAACGUUUGAGUCGCAACUUGGCCUUAACACAGACCAGGCGCCGUACAAUUACCUUUGAAAAUCCGCCACAAAAUAAGGUUCUUGAAAUUUGCCAACCCGAUUCGAAGACGACAAUUAUUACCCAGCCGAAGACGCAGCAGAAGUCAAUUUGUACCACCACCACAACAACGGAGCGGAAUUUGAGGCCCAUUAAAAAUCCCAUCACUUCAACGGUGACCACGACCACGGUGGAUGUGCCAUAUAAGAAUUUUAAAAUUUGGACAGACUACGAUCAGGACGAAAAUCUGCAGUUACACAUCAAAGAACAGAAGGGCAACACAUCCAGGAAAAUCGAGGAUAAAAGAGGCGUGGCAAUGAGAACCAUAUGAUAUUGGGA